AUGUCGACGAUUACACGAACUCUUCGAAACCUGCGUCAGGUCGGAUUCAAGGACUACAUAAUGCAGAUGGUGUACAUCGGCGACACCAAGGCCGGGACUCUGAUUGGCACCGAUCGCGCCGGAAACAAGUUCUAUGAAAAUAACGAGGAACUCCCCCUCCGCACCCGCUGGGUCGAGUACGCCAAGCAUGACUACGAUGCCGCCCAGAUCGAGCCCGGUUGGCACUCGUGGAUCAGCUACAUGGUUGACAAGCCGCCGGGCCAGGACGCCCUCAUGACGCCCGGCACUCGCCACUUCGAACCAUCCUUCCCCAAGCCCAACUAUACCCAGACGCGUGGUGCUUUCAAGACGUACAGCACGACCAAGCCCAAGUUUACCACUUGGGAGCCCGUGGCUGCGCAGCGAGCCUAG
Geosmithia morbida is the source of this 411-nucleotide messenger RNA. Its product is annotated as NADH ubiquinone oxidoreductase subunit NDUFA12. Bases 1 to 411 code for a protein of 136 amino acids. Gene Ontology annotation, cellular component: membrane. The transcript has 5 exons. Gene Ontology annotation, biological process: response to oxidative stress; mitochondrial respiratory chain complex I assembly. Lineage: Eukaryota; Fungi; Ascomycota; Sordariomycetes; Hypocreales; Bionectriaceae. The record is from RefSeq and is a predicted model, not a curated record.